ACUGCCCUCACUGCAAAAAUCUCCGCCCUCUGCUAUGAGAGCCGACCCCUACGAAGAUCGACCCCCGCAUGCAUUGUCAUUGUCAGGCCGUGGGUUGCGGAAGUCUGCGUGGUCCCUGAUAAGUAUGGUGUUUUCUCACUGCACACAUCGGCCUAUCUACAUCAAACUUUUCCCACUGUCCCACCUGGCAAUAGACUUCCUGCAUACUGACGAUUGGUGAGCCGGGAAGCAAUCUUCCUGUCACUUUCCUAUACAUAUAUAGUUACACAGGUCCUUUCUUUUCGGUCUGACACCUUGCUGCGGCAUUAUCCUGUCGAUAUAUCUAAGCCCAUUGAACUGCGGCCCCUUCAUACAUACCUUCCACAAAAAUUACCUCUGGCAGACUCUAAAGAGAGCCAAACCAGGCCAGCCCACCAUGCCCGAGCAUUUAGACCACUCCUCCAUAUCGGGAGCCUUGUUAAAAACUGAUAUCGCCUGGACAGGCCCGAUGCCAUUCCUCGUGGAAAGCCCCCUCUCCUCCGACUUCCUGACGAUGCCAUUAUUCGACGGGAUGCAAGAAUGGUCAACGAGCGGCAGCACCCCGGGGGUACCGGCCCCAUCCGCAGAGGGACUGGAUAACUUCCAGCAGCAACAACAACAUCAACACCAACAAACCUUCAUGGACGCCCUCAUUGAGUCUAACCUCUUCUCACCGGAUCAACCAAUUCCUCCGUACAUGCGCCAGUACCCUCACCAACACCUCGCAUUAAGAGACGCUCUCCUUGACGGUAGCACUACGCCUCCCCACCACCCCUUCGCCGCAAGCCCCCCUUCCUGCCCCGUGCCCAUGCGCGAGCUCACCCCGCGCGGCAGCAUCAGCAGCAUCAGCAGCGGCAGCUCCGCUGGCAGCGCGGGAAGCUACUGCCACGCGACCUGGCGACCGAGCGACUUGUUGGCCCAGCAUCCGUGCAGCUAUUCUCCCGACCGCGAAACAGUCAAAAAGCAGAAGCGCGAGCGGUUCCUGGAGCGCAACCGGAUCGCGGCCAACAAGUGCCGGCGUAAGAAGAAGGAGCACAUGCGCCAACUCGAAUGCAAAUGCUUGGAUGUGACGCAGGCCAACACGCGGCUGGAGAGCGAGGUCAGCCAGCUGCGCAGCCAGAUUCUGGAGCUGAAGAACGAGCUCCUGCAGCAUUCUAGGUGCGAUGACCCGGGCAUUAAGGCGCAUUUGGCACGGAUGGUGGCUAGUUUGUCGAAACGCAGUGCGUCUGUGGUGUCUACGAGGGGUAGCGAGGCGGAUAUGAAGCUUUCGGACGGGGUAUCGGGGCGGGGGGAGUCGGUUGCGUCGAUGCGGAAGGCAAACAGUGAGAAAGUGGAGGAGGCUGCGUCUGGGUUUAAGGAUAUGGUUGUGCUACCUGCUGCUGCUACGAGUGGCUCGAAGUUGGAAGAGGAGA
Aspergillus homomorphus CBS 101889 is the source of this 1430-nucleotide messenger RNA. Its product is annotated as bZIP transcription factor. The transcript has 3 exons. The record is from RefSeq and is a predicted model, not a curated record. The annotation marks the transcript as partial. Gene Ontology annotation, biological process: regulation of transcription by RNA polymerase II. Lineage: Eukaryota; Fungi; Ascomycota; Eurotiomycetes; Eurotiales; Aspergillaceae. Gene Ontology annotation, molecular function: DNA-binding transcription factor activity, RNA polymerase II-specific; RNA polymerase II cis-regulatory region sequence-specific DNA binding.